AUGGGUAAUCAGCCUAGUACACCCAAGAUAACUGACCAGGAUAGAGCCAUAUUUCAGCUCAAACAACAACGUGACAAGAUAAAACAACACCAACGGAAAUUAACCAUUAUCUGCAAUAAACAAACAGAAUUAGCCAAAAAGGCGAUAUCUAAUGACCAACCACAACGAGCUAAAUUUUAUCUACGGUGUAAAAAGAAUCAAGAGUCUACGAUUAAUAAGACAUUUGAACAAUUGGAUAAUUUAGAGAAGUUGAUUGGUACUAUUGAAUUCAAAUUGAUUGAAAAGGAUGUAAUGUAUGGAUUACAACAGGGUAACCAAGUAUUGAGGCAGUUGAAUAAUGAAAUGAAUGUUGAAAAGAUUGACAAGAUUAUGGAUGAUUUGGAGGAGGAAAAAUUGAAGGAGGAGGAGAUUAGUCAAACUUUAGGAUUAGGAUCAGGGUUGAGUCGAGUCGAUGAAGAUGCGAUUGAGCGGGAAUUUGCUAAACUAGAUCAAGAAAUACAUCCAAGGAAGGAGGCUGAAGCCAAGAAGGAAGAGAAAGUUGCUUUUCCUGAUGCACCAACUGAUCGUAUAUUGCCCAAAACACCAAGUACAUUGGAAGAGCGAGAGAAAGAUAAAGAGAAAGAACAGCCGAAAGCCAACGGACCAAUUGCAUUAUAA
Molecule: messenger RNA, 657 nt
Organism: Lodderomyces orthopsilosis Co 90-125
Lineage: Eukaryota; Fungi; Ascomycota; Pichiomycetes; Serinales; Debaryomycetaceae
Gene: VPS20
Product: ESCRT-III subunit protein
Exons: 1
Coding region: 1-657 (218 amino acids)
Biological process (GO): vesicle budding from membrane; late endosome to vacuole transport via multivesicular body sorting pathway
Cellular component (GO): ESCRT III complex; multivesicular body
Source: RefSeq, a predicted model, not a curated record